AAGCACAGCCGAGGGUGCCUCCAACCAUGAGCGGCUCGCACUAUUCGCCGGAGCUGCGGCUGCCGCUACCGCGUUCACUACGCCCGCCGACCAUGUCGUGAGGUGUGGCUCGGGAACACUCCGGGGAACCUGUCAGCCGAAACGACACGCCGAGGAGAAGGAGGAGGAGGAGGUGGUGGGGUGGUGCUGGUCGAAAAGAUGUCCGCCUCGGUGGGGCCCCAGGGCGGCCCUCGCCCACCCACCGUGCCGCCGUCCAUGCCGGAUCUGCCGGACCUUAGCCACCUCACCGAGGAGGAGAGGAAGAUAAUCAUGGCAGUGAUGGCUCGGCAAAAGGAGGAAGAGGAGAAAGAACAAGCCAUGCUAAAAACACUGCACAAGCAGUUUGAGAGCUACAAACAGGAAGUGCGUCGCAUCGGGGCCGAGACACGGCGCCAGCAGACCCAGCAGAAGGACGACGCGCCCACCUGCGGCAUCUGCCGCAAGACUAAGUUUGCAGAUGGCUGCGGCCACCUCUGCUCCUACUGCCAGAUCAAAUUCUGCGCUCGCUGUGGAGGGCGGGUCUCUCUGCGCUCCAACAAUUGUCUCAUAGUGAAGGACAGGGUAAUGUGGGUAUGCAACCAGUGCCGUAAGCAACAGGAGAUUCUCACCAAAUCAGGAGAAUGGUUUUCGGGGUCAGGGGUGCGGCCCGGGAGCCUGGGCACCUCUUUAAACAAUCCAGCCACGGGAGGUGAGGCCCAACGGGACAGGAAGCUACUCCGCUCCAGGUCCCAAGCCCCACCGUCCAGCACCAACGCCAACACAGGGCCACCAGACGGGACACAUCCGCCCAGCGGUGUCACUGCUCCCAAGGGUGCUGACACCAUGCCUGGCUCUCGCUCUCAAAGUGAACCCCCAAGAGAAAAGAAAAGGCCAGUUUCUUUCCAUGAGCAAAACGGUAAGGGAGGCAUGGGACGUGGUUCUGCCCGGAGACCAGCAGACAAGUUGCAUUCACAGUCAUCUCUGGACGAGCGGGUGGGUCCCGGAGACAGAGGAGAGAGAAGGUUAGGAGAUGGAAGGCGGCUGGAAAAGAUCCACUCUCAGGACUACGAGGACGGGGAUGAAAACCUGGGUCGUUCAGAAACACACCGCAGGCGUCCAGAGGAUGAGGAGAAGAGGGAACGGCAGCGGCGUGAGGAGGAGUUCCAGAACCGCUAUCGCAGUGACCCCAACUUGGCAAGAUACCCAGUCAAACCACAGAAGGAGGAGCAGGAGAUGCGCAUGCACGCCAAGGUGUCGAAGGUGCGGCAUGAGCGACGACACAGUGAUCUUGCAAUAAAUGAGGUCGGACUGGGGCCUGGUGAAGGGGGUGGGGGAGGUGGGGGUGGAGGCAGCACAGCAGAGGUGCCGGAAAACCGUCUUGCCAGGAGGGGUGGAGGUGGGGAAGGAGACCGCAAGGCCCUCAUGGAGAAUCAUAGGGCCUACUCUGCAGAUAGGACCGUGGGGGUUGUAGGUGGGGCUCCCCCUGCCAGUGGAGGGGGAAGAUCAGGGUCCCAACUCGGGGGACCUGUGCCUUCAGACUGGGGUCCAAACAACAGUCGCCUGGAGCAUGGACCCCAAGACGGAACGCGGACAUCAAGGGAGAAGGGUGGGGUGGAUAACCUGCUGAGGAAGGACUCUCAGGGCUCGGACCAGUCGGAGUCUUUGCGGCCACCCCCUCCACAGUCAUACAAGGGCAAGCGCGGAGUCAACAAGAGGCAGAUGUCCAUCAGCAGCUCAGAGGAGGAGGGCGGCUCCACGCCCGAGUACACCAGCUGUGAGGACGUGGACAUGGAAAGUGUCAGCGAGAAAGGUGACUGGGACUGUCAUCCUCUAGAUCCUGCAGUUUGGCACCAUCCAGUUUCGUGGCAGCCAUCCAAAGAGGGUGACCACCUGAUUGGGCGGAUCACUCUGAGCAAGAGGUCAGCCAUGCCCCGUGAGGCAGGCUCUCUCCUGGGACUAAAAGUGGUAGGAGGGAAGAUGACGGAGACAGGGAGACUUGGGGCCUUCAUCACCAAAGUUAAAAAAGGGAGUCUGGCAGAUGUCGUGGGACACCUACGUGCAGGUGAUGAGGUGUUGCAGUGGAACGGGAAGUCGUUGCCAGGAGCAACCAAGAAAGAAGUGUACAACAUCAUUCUCGAAUCCAAGGCUGAGCCUCAAGUGGAGAUUGUUGUUUCGAGACCUAUAGGCUCUGUGAACCGAAUUAUGUCCAAACACUUCUUGAGAAAAGUGUAUAGAGCACAUCAAGACAUCCCAAGAAUCCCAGAGUCCUCCCACCCUCCUCUAGAAUCUAAUCCCUCAGCAGGCUCCAGCUCCUUUGAGUCCCAGAAGAUGGACCGUCCAUCUAUAUCCGUGAUGUCCCCUACUAGUCCCAGCACUCUCAGAGACCUUCCUCUGGUUCUGCCUGGACAGCUCUCUGUGAAGCUGUGGUACGACAAAGUGGGCCAUCAGCUGAUUGUCAACGUCCUUCAAGCCAUAGACCUGCCACCCCGACCAGACGGACGACCUCGAAACCCCUACGUCAAGAUGUACUUCCUGCCUGAUAGGAGUGAUAAGAGUAAACGACGGACUAAAACCGUGAAAAAGAGCGCCGAGCCCAAGUGGAACCAGACCUUUAUUUAUUCCCACGUUCAUCGGCGAGACUUCAGAGAGCGCAUGCUGGAGAUCACAGUGUGGGACCAGCCUCGAGUCCAGGAGGAGGAGAGUGAAUUCCUGGGCGAGAUCCUCAUAGAGUUGGAGACGGCCUUGCUAGACGACAUUCCUCACUGGUAUAAGCUCCAGACACAUGACGUGUCCUCUAUACCUCUGCCACAGCCCUCUCCAUACCUCCCACGGAGACACGUCCAUGGAGACAGCCCCAGCAAGAAACUACAGAGGUCUCAUCGCAUCAUUGAUACAGAGUUUGAUGAUGGUUUGAUAGUAGUGACUAAAGGCGCAGAGCGUAACUCCAGGGAGAGAGAGCGGGGCAGCACGUUGGCUGUGCCCGAGCAGCAGCGGCCCGUCCAGCACCGCUCGCGCUCUGUGUCGCCUCACAGAGAGGACACGUGCAGAGCUCGGUCUCGGCCUGCACACGUGCCCAUGCAAAGGAGUUUGGAUGAGAUCCACCAGAACCGCCACCACUCCCACUCCCCCUCCCAUUACCACGAGCCCCACUUGGAGCACCAACGCUCAGGUGACUCGGACUACGAGUACUCUGAGGACAGUGAGGUCCUGGAGAUGCACAGGUCUAUCCGGGGCGGGAGUGCCGAGUGCCUGCACACAAACAGGAGCAUAGGUAGAUACAGCAACACCCUCCCCCCCAAAAUGCCCCUGUUAGUAAACGGUAUCCAUAAAGACAUUUACAGCUCCACCCUCCCCGCAUGCCUAAAGAGCAAGCCGCCACACAGGCAGGAGGGGGGCAGCGCCUUGCCUCGUAGCAUCCUCACACACCGUGUGCUCAGGUUCACUGAUGAGGUCACGGUUAGUGACCUGCAGCCGUCGUUGGACAGAGUGAGGAGCGCCAGCACCACGUGUCUGAGACCAGACUUUCACUCUACUGACAGAGACAGGUGUUCCAACUCUUUGCCCCGAACGACUCCCCCAAGCCCCAGGAUCUUAGUAGAACAUGUGGCCCCUGAGGAAGACAGGCAGUCUAACAGUUCUCCAGGUCCAAACUGUCCAAAGGGCAGCAGAAAAAGCCUGGAGGGGGACAGUCGCAUCCAGCCCACCUCUAUCCUGAGGGGCAGCAGAGGGAGAGGAGGCCCUCUGAGGCCCUUUGGCCAGACAGUCCUGUCAGGGUCUUGUCCUAACUCACCACGGCUGGACAGAGCACACCCUUAUGGCAGCCCGACUUCCCCAGCAGGGACUCCCUCAUCAGGUCGCAGGGGCAGGCAGCUCCCUCAGCUCCCCGCUAAAAGCAGCAGUAUAGAGCAAGCCCUCGCAGUGGAGGAGCGAGCCCGACAGCUGCAGAUGAAAGUACAUUCCUACCGGCCUUCAGCCUCCCAUGACCCUGAGACAAACCUCAAGACCAAACGGGAGAUGUAUGCAGAACAGAGGCGUAGCAGCGACAACAUGUCGGCCAGAUCUUCAGACAGCGAUAUGAGCGACGUGUCGGCGAUCUCCCGUGCCAGCAGUGCCUCCCGCCUCAGUAGCACCAGCUACAUGUCUAUCCAAUCAGAACGGCCCGGGGGACGACUCAGAUCCAAGUCAUUAGAGGAGGACAAGAAGGACAGGAGGAUCUCGUGGGGGGUGGAUGGAGAGGAGGAGGAGAAUGAAGGUGGAAAGAGGCAGUUCUCCGAGGAGCUGAAGCACAGGAGACACACUGUGGCAGGAGACACGAGAGAGUCCAGUCGGCAGAUGCGAGCGUCCAUGGGCCGCAGCAUGCUGAAGAGUUCCAGCGUGAGCGGAGAGAUCUACACCCAGGAGCGCACAGACGGCAGCCAAUCAGACACGGCGCUGGGCACGGUGGGCAGCGGCAGCAAGAAGAGACGCUCCAGCCUCAGCGCGCGGGUGGUGGCCAUCGUUGGCAACCGUCGCAGCCGCAGCACGUCGCAGAUCAGCGGCCCCGAGGGGAAGAGUAAGAAGGAGAAAGGAGCGUCCAUCCAGAGGAGCACGGAGACCGGCAUGGCCGUGGAGUUGACGAGGAACAUGAGCCGGCAGCCCAGCAGAGAGUCCAACAACGGCAGCAUGAACAGCUGCAACUCUGAGGGGAACUUGAUCUUUUCUGGAGUGAAUCUAGGUGCCAGCAGUCAAUUCAGCGACUUCCUGGAUGGACUCGGACCAGCUCAGUUAGUGGGAAGACAAACACUGGCUACUCCUGCCAUCGGUGAUAUCCAGAUCGGUAUGAUGGAGAAAAAGGGUCAGCUGGAGGUGGAGGUGAUCAGAGCACGAGGACUUGUACAGAAGCCAGGAUCCAAAUCUCUCCCUGCUCCAUAUGUCAAAGUCUAUCUGCUGAAUAAUGGAGCGUACGUAGCCAAAAAGAAAACCAAGAUUGCACGGAAAACACUUGACCCACUGUACCAGCAAGCACUGCUAUUUGAGGAGAGCCCGCAGGGGAAAGUGUUACAGGUGAUUGUAUGGGGAGACUAUGGCCGCAUGGACCAUAAAAGCUUCAUGGGAGUUGCACAAAUCUUAUUAGAGGAACUGGACUUAUCAAGCACAGUCAUCGGUUGGUACAAGCUGUUCCCACCAUCCUCUCUGGUGGAUCCGACACUUGCCUCCCUGACGCGACGAGCUUCUCAGUCGUCUCUCGACAGCUCGUCCGGACCGCCCGGGGUCCGAUCUUAGUGGACCAACAGCUCUACACCACUCGCCGAGAAAAAACUAAAACUAAAACUCGGAGAGAAAUGAAAUACUAACGGCAGAAAUGUAGAACAACAACAAUCAGAAACACGAGAAAGCUUUGUUGAAAUCUGACAAUCACUCCUGCCGCGGUUAAUUUUGUCUGUUGUAGGGAGCGUCGCAUUUCAGUGUUUCAUGUCCAUUCGAGGAAAAGUCUCUGUGUUUUCUCUGUGUGUGCUGAAGAAGCCGUGCAGCAGCUGUCCAGACAGUACCAGAGAAUCCAAACGAAGCAGGGUGGCUUUUAACCGAAUCAACAAUAGCAAAGAAAUGUAUGUAAAGCAUCGGAAUGUAUGGACUCGAGACAAGAGGUAAUCACCCUCCGCUCCUGCAGGGGGCGCUGCGCUCCCUGCAGUGGCCUCCUCCAGAACCCCAACAGACUGCUGGCAUUCCCGUCCCCGCCGUGCGUGGGGGACGGGGUGCUCAGUCUGGAAGCACAGGGCCUUCUUCUGGUGCCUAGACCUCGGAGCCGCAUUACUGGUCCCCCCCUCUCUGUGGAAAGAUCCUCUUUUCAAUAUGUUUACCAUGGCUGCUCUGAAGCCGCACCGUUUCAGUGUGUUUGCUUUGCUGUUCAUUUCUUUCCCUUCGUUACUACUGGCACAAGAUGUUUUUAAAAAUGCUCAUGAUAAUGUUGUCAGUCUGGUGUGUGCAUGGAGAGUAAAAAUAAAAUACAAGAGAUUUUAAAAAAGCUGUUAAAUGUCUGCAAGUGUUAUGCAGGAAGAGGGCGGGGAACAGGUUAGAUUUUUACAUGUGAGAUUAGCGUUGUUUUUGCUGGCAAGCGUGCGGGCCAGUCGUCUUUGUAUAGUUGUAUAUUAGGCCUCCCAGGAGGUUGACCAAUAAGUAAAAUUUAUGUCACUUUGAAAUAUCACAAGGGUACAAUGUCAAUGUAAAAAAAGAAAACGUAAAUCUUUGUUCACCUAUGUGAGAGCGAGACAGGAGCGUCUAAUUUUUCACAUUGUUUGGGAGGCACAUUCCCUCCCUCCCGGCAUGUUAAAGGUUUUUAUCCAAUCUUUAGUUCAACAUUUUUUUCUUUUUAAAUUUAAACACAAGCACAAGAGCUUGAUUUUUUUACAACAAAAAGUUUAACGUUUUGAAGAAAAAAAAAUAAUACAUAGCUAAAAAAAUCAAAAACAAAAAAAGGACAAAAAGCAGCAAUCCUCCCGUCACCGGUUCUCUUCAUCGUUUCGUCUCGACGUUCGGAGGCAAACAGAACAACAAAUAUUGUCACAGUUUUUUCCUCGUGCAUCUCGGUGAAUGUGGGCCAAUCAGACCGAUCCGUUGGGACGCCAACGCUCAUCCUCCGUCCGGCCUGCAGGCUCCUCCCACCCGGAGGGGGGAGGGGCAGCAUGACUUUGGAACCCGUUCCAAGCUGCAUGCACAUUUUUGUAAACAAACAAACAAAAAAAACCUAGAUACGCGUGUUAGCUCCACAUACUGUAGGGCCGCUUGUAUGUUGCAUGCAGUUGUACAGUUUGCUCGUACUUGAAUAUUAAAGAGAUAAAACCAAGAAACUGAAGCCAUUCCCAUUACGCAAAGACAUCUAAAUCAACUGCAGUCCAGUCCACGUCCUUCAGUCCGGUGCUGAAUGUCUCUCAAACCGAAUCCCAAGAUUACAUUGAUGUCUCUGGAAGAUGUACUGUACUGUACUGUGCAGACCUCGCAGCCCCUCUUACUGUUGUUCCACAUCAUAGUAUACCUCCGAGGGGCUGGGACGAUGUAUGAAUAAAUAUGUACAAAUCAGAUCUAUGAAAAUAUGAAUUAUGUUUCAACAUAAUGAUUUCAGACGACACGGAGAAUAAUCUCAGACGCACAGAAAGUCGCACCCUGUAAAUACUCAGCAGCUAUUCCCGGGGUUUUCAUUUGGUUCACUGAGAAAAGGGGCCAAGUAUAAUAAGGAGCGAUUAGUACUUUAGGUGACGAGGGGACCGUGCUGUGGGACGGCGAUGGGUCUGAAAGUCCUCGUCUGAACACUUCUCUGUGCUUCAAACUCGGCGUCUGUGCCCGGCCCGCCAUGCUCAGUCCCGCCUCACUCCAGAUUUUUUUUCAUUGUCCAGUGAAGCUGUUUUUUCCUUAUUUAUUUAGGUUUUUUUUCCUUGUCAGUAUUAACAGGAGAAAAAAUUGCUGAUUGUUUACAACUUCUGUGUUCCACUGAAACAAGAAAAUCAGAAAAAAGUAAAGCAUUCACUGCAACAUUUCUUGUUUGUAUAACAGAUGUGGCUCAAAUGAUGUGUAUGUUUUAUAUAUAAAAAAAUUUCAUUUUUAUGAUUUACAAAUAAAAAAGAAU
Pelmatolapia mariae (spotted tilapia) is the source of this 7615-nucleotide messenger RNA. RefSeq names its product regulating synaptic membrane exocytosis 1b (gene rims1b). Gene Ontology annotation, molecular function: small GTPase binding; transmembrane transporter binding. The coding region runs from base 199 to 5280 and encodes 1693 amino acids. The transcript is spliced from 35 exons. NCBI's taxonomy places the organism in Eukaryota, Metazoa, Chordata, Actinopteri, Cichliformes, Cichlidae. The record is from RefSeq and is a predicted model, not a curated record. Gene Ontology annotation, cellular component: presynaptic membrane; cytoskeleton of presynaptic active zone. Gene Ontology annotation, biological process: regulation of synaptic vesicle exocytosis; regulation of membrane potential; regulation of synaptic plasticity.